GAAUGCUUAGUUUCUGGACCGAGCUCCAACCUCGGCACUUUCUCCCCAUCUGUAGUUGAUCAGACAAUCCCCCUCGAUUGUGUCCACCAAAAUGCACCAGACAACCCAUUGAGCUCCCGGCGAGGACGAAGACGGAGCUACAACCCAACCAGAUGCCCCCUCCGACGAGAUGAGCAACAGCACCACCUUCGCGCAAGCGCUGCGGUACUUUGGCGGCGUCGGCGGCCACGGCGGUACCCUCAAGGAUGACUGGGAGCCCGAGAUCCUGCUCCUGCUCAGGGGCGUGCUCUUCAAGCUGACGGUGUGGGACCACGACGCGACGUACGGCGCGGCGCUGCAGAACCUGAAAUACACCGACGCAAGGCGGGCCGGGCCGGUGCUAGUCGCGCCGAGCAAGUGGCAGAAGUCGCUCUACGGACUGGUGACGGUCGGGGGUAAAUACGUGUGGAGGAAGUGGGAGGACUGGUUACUGGACCACGACGACGGCUACGACCAACGGAGUCCGAGAGUGCAGCGGCUGUCGCGACUUACCUCAACGGCAUCCACGGUGCACGCAGCGGCUGCGCUUGCCUCCUUUCUCGCCUUCCUCCUCCAUGGGCGGUAUCGGACACUACUGGAUAGGAUAUUGCGGAUGAGGCUUGCUCCUCCGACCAGCCAGGUCAGCCGCGAAGUGUCAUUCGAAUAUCUAAACCGACAGCUAGUCUGGCACGCGUUCACAGAGUUCCUUCUCUUCGUGCUGCCACUAGUUGGGAUCAACAGGUGGCGGAGGUGGCUUAGCCGGACCUGGAAGAAGACGAAGGACAUUAUCAAUACGAAGGGGGAGGGCGCCACCAACGAGAAGACGGGCGAAUUUGCCUUUCUUCCCGAGAGGACCUGUGCCAUCUGCUAUCAAGACCAGAAUUCUGCCACGACCGAGGGCGAGAUAUUGGCGGCCGCAGCGGCGAGCGGUGUUGCCGGCUCGGCCCAGACGGACAUAACGAACCCUUACGAAACCAUACCUUGCAGGUGCAUCUACUGCUUCGUCUGCCUCGCCACCCGGAUAGAAAGGGAGGAAGGCGAGGGAUGGACCUGUCUCCGCUGCGGCGAGCUCGUCAAGGAAUGCAAACCGUGGAGCGGGGAUGUGCUCGAGCCAUCAAACAAGUCGCCAACAGCGAAGACGGUUGGAUUUGCGGAUGAGGUCGUGGAGGUAGAGCCUGCGGAUGACCAAGUACUAGGCUCCGAGGUUCUUGUGGGUAUACCGGGGGAAGGCACCGCGGAUUUGCUCGCGGAAACGGAAGAUAUUAGCCCAGAGUCGUCAAGCGACUCGGAAUCCGAAGUUUAUGAAGAGGAGGAAGAUGAGCUGGGAGGGGAUGCUGAUUAAGGAGCGCAUUGCAUUAGGGGUGGGGGCGUUUCAACGGGAAUGACAGGGCCCAGCUUCAUGGGCUAGAGGCUGGUAGGCGAGAUAGAACUUGUACAACAAUACGGAAUACAUGGCAGACUCCACGAAGAGCUACUUCUUGGGUACCUCUAGGUAGUAAUCAAAGUCACAGAUCCCUGAAUAUCGGCUUUGUA
This is a messenger RNA of Phialemonium atrogriseum, 1551 nucleotides long. RefSeq names its product Pex12 amino terminal region-domain-containing protein. The transcript is spliced from 2 exons. Lineage: Eukaryota; Fungi; Ascomycota; Sordariomycetes; Cephalothecales; Cephalothecaceae. Gene Ontology annotation, cellular component: peroxisomal membrane. Bases 170 to 1360 code for a protein of 396 amino acids. Gene Ontology annotation, molecular function: zinc ion binding. Gene Ontology annotation, biological process: protein import into peroxisome matrix. The record is from RefSeq and is a predicted model, not a curated record.